Molecule: messenger RNA, 6137 nt
Organism: Camarhynchus parvulus
Lineage: Eukaryota; Metazoa; Chordata; Aves; Passeriformes; Thraupidae
Product: voltage-dependent P/Q-type calcium channel subunit alpha-1A-like
Biological process (GO): calcium ion import across plasma membrane; chemical synaptic transmission
Cellular component (GO): neuronal cell body; voltage-gated calcium channel complex; membrane
Molecular function (GO): high voltage-gated calcium channel activity
Source: RefSeq, a predicted model, not a curated record
ACGAGAUCAAGGUGGAGGUCCCGUGCGGGACGGACGAGCCGGCGCGGAUCUGCCCCAACGGCACCAAGUGCAAGAAGUACUGGGAGGGGCCCAACUACGGCAUCACGCAGUUCGACAACAUCCUCUUCGCCGUGCUCACCGUCUUCCAGUGCAUCACCAUGGAAGGCUGGACCGACCUCCUCUACUAUAGCAACGACGCCUCAGGGAACACUUGGAACUGGCUCUACUUCAUCCCCCUCAUCAUCAUCGGCUCCUUUUUUAUGCUCAACCUCGUGCUGGGGGUCCUGUCCGGGGAGUUUGCCAAAGAGCGGGAGCGCGUGGAGAACCGCCGGGCGUUCCUGAAGCUGCGGCGGCAGCAGCAAAUCGAGCGGGAGCUCAACGGAUACAUGGAGUGGAUCUCCAAGGCGGAAGAGGUGAUCCUGGCCGAGGACGAGCCCGAGGCCGAGCCCCGGCGCCCCUUCGAUGCUCUCCGGAGGGCCACCAGCAAGAGGAGCAAGACGGACCUGCUGAGCCCCGAGGAGGGCGAGGAGCAGCUGGGGGACAUCGCCAACAUGGGCUCCCCCUUCGCCCGUGCCAGCCUCAAAAGUGCCAAGCUGGAGAACGCCUCGUUCCUGCAGCGGCGGGAGCGGCGCGUGCGCUUCCACAUCCGGCGCAUGGUGAAAACUCAGGCCUUCUACUGGACCGUGCUCAGUCUGGUAGCGCUCAACACCCUGUGUGUUGCUAUCGUUCACUACGACCAGCCAGAUUGGCUUUCCGACUUCCUCUACUAUGCAGAAUUCAUUUUCUUGGGACUCUUUAUGUCCGAAAUGUUUAUAAAAAUGUACGGGCUGGGGACGCGGCCUUACUUCCACUCGUCCUUCAACUGCUUCGACUGCGCCGUUAUCAUCGGCAGCAUCUUCGAGGUGAUCUGGGCCGUUGUGAAGCCGGGAACUUCCUUUGGGAUCAGCGUGCUGCGAGCUCUCAGGUUACUGCGCAUCUUCAAAGUCACCAAGUACUGGGCUUCCCUGCGGAACCUGGUGGUGUCCCUGCUCAACUCCAUGAAAUCCAUCAUCAGCCUCCUCUUCCUCCUCUUCCUCUUCAUCGUCGUCUUCGCCCUUUUGGGGAUGCAGCUCUUCGGGGGACAGUUCAAUUUUGACGACGGGACCCCUCCCACCAAUUUCGACACUUUCCCAGCAGCAAUAAUGACGGUGUUCCAGAUCCUGACGGGAGAAGAUUGGAACGCGGUGAUGUACGACGGCAUCAAAUCUCAGGGCGGCGUCAAGGGCGGCAUGGUCUUCUCCGUCUACUUCAUCGUCCUCACCCUCUUUGGCAAUUACACGCUCCUGAACGUCUUCUUGGCCAUCGCCGUGGACAACUUGGCCAAUGCGCAGGAGCUCACCAAGGACGAGCAGGAGGAGGAGGAAGCCGCCAACCAGAAGCUGGCGCUGCAGAAGGCCAAGGAGGUGGCUGAGGUCAGCCCGCUGUCCGCAGCCAACAUGUCGGUGACCAUGAAGGAGCAGCAGAAGAACCAGAAAUCCUCCAAGUCGGUGUGGGAGCAGCGCACGAGCGAGCUGCGCAAGCAGAACCUGCUGGCGAGCCGCGAGGCGCUCUACAGCGAGCUGGACCCCGAGGAGCGCUGGAAGGUUCCCUACGCUCGCCACCUGCGCCCGGACAUGAAGACGCACCUGGACCGGCCGCUGGUGGUGGACCCGCAGGAGAACCGCAACAACAACACCAACAAGACGCGGCCCGGGGAGCCGCCGCUGGCGCCGCUCCGCGCCGAGGAGCUGCGGCGGCAGCAGCGCUACCCCGAGCACGGCCCGCGGCCCCCGGAGCCAUCGGCGGCACCUCCCGGCGGCCGCCGGCCCUGCAGCGGCAGCCGCGAAGCGGAGCGGGAGCCCAGCCAGGAGCGCGGCGGCGGCGGCGGCUACGGGGACAGCGAGCGGCCCAAGGGGCGGCACCGGAGCCGCGAGGGACGCGCGGGGUCCCCGCCCGAACGGGAGCACCGGAGGCACCGCGGGCACCGCAGAGGAGCCGAGGAGGGAGACGAGGGAGGGAGGAUCCCCGCCGAGCGGCGGCCGCGGCACCGGGACGGCGGCAGAGCGCCGAGGGCGGAGGGAGACGGCGAGCGCGGCGACGGCGAGCGGCGGCGGCGGCACCGGCACGGGGCGGCUCCCCCCGGCUACGACGGAGAGGGCAGGAGGGACGAGCGGGAGCGGCGGCACCGCCGGAGGAGGGAGCCGCAGCCCCCCCCGGCCCCGCCGGGCCCCACGCUCUCCACCACGCGGCCCAUCCAGCAGGAUUUGGGGCGCCGGGGGGGGGACCCCGCUCCCGCCGUGGCCGAGGACAUCGACAACAUGAGGAACAACAACAAGCUGGCCACGACCACCGCCGCCGACCCCCCCCCCGCGCCGCCCCCUCCUCAUCCCACCGCCGCCACCACCGUGGGCAACCACGCCCCCUGCCCGCCGCCCCCAGCGCCCCCCGCCGCCCCCCCCCACAACAGCUUGGGGGGCUCCUCCAAGCCCCCCAACAACCCCGCCAAGGCUGGGGGGGGCAGGCCCGAGCACACGGCCGUGGACAUCCCCCCCCCCUUCCCGCCGCCCCCCAGCAACGCCCUGGUCCAAGUGAACAGGAACGCCAACCCCGAGCCGCUGCCCCGCAAGGAGGAGGAGGAGGAGAAGAAGGAGGAGGAAGGCGAGGGGCAGGAUGAGAACGGCCCCAAGCCCAUGGUGCCCUACAGCUCCAUGUUCAUCCUGUCCACCACCAACCCGUUCCGGCGGCUGUGCCAUUACAUCGUGAACCUGCGCUACUUCGAGAUGUGCAUCCUCAUGGUGAUCGCCAUGAGCAGCAUGGCGCUGGCGGCCGAGGACCCCGUGCAGCCCAACGCGCCCCGCAACAACAUGGUGGACCUGGGGCUGGUGCUCCACCAAGGCUCCUACUUCCGGGACCUGUGGAACAUUCUGGAUUUGAAGAGCAGCUCACGCGGCAGCAGCAAAGGGAAGGACAUCAACACCAUCAAGUCCCUGCGCGUGCUGCGCGUGCUGCGGCCGCUCAAGACCAUCAAGAGGCUGCCCAAGCUCAAGGCCGUGUUCGACUGCGUGGUCAACUCCCUCAAGAACGUCCUCAACAUCCUCAUCGUCUACAUGCUCUUCAUGUUCAUCUUCGCCGUGGUGGCCGUGCAGCUCUUCAAGGGCAAGUUCUUCUACUGCACCGACGAGUCCAAGGAGUUCGAGAAGGACUGCAGGGGGGAGUACCUGGUCUACGAGAAGGACAACGAGGUGAAGGCGCAGAAGCGCGAGUGGAAGAAGUACGAGUUCCACUACGACAACGUGCUCUGGGCGCUGCUGACGCUGUUCACCGUCUCCACCGGGGAGGGGUGGCCGCAGGUGCUGAAGCACUCGGUGGACGCCACGUACGAGAACCAGGGCCCGAGCCCCGGGUACCGCAUGGAGAUGUCCAUCUUCUACGUGGUCUACUUCGUGGUGUUCCCCUUCUUCUUCGUCAACAUCUUCGUGGCCUUGAUCAUCAUCACCUUCCAGGAGCAGGGCGACAAGAUGAUGGAGGAGUACAGCCUGGAGAAGAACGAGAGAGCCUGCAUCGACUUUGCCAUCAGCGCCAAGCCCCUGACGCGGCACAUGCCCCAGAACCGCCAGAGCUUCCAGUACCGCAUGUGGCAGUUCGUGGUGUCCCCUCCCUUCGAGUACACCAUCAUGGCCAUGAUCGCCCUCAACACCAUCGUGCUCAUGAUGAAGUUCUAUGACGCCUCCGACACCUACGAGAACGUGCUCAAGAUGUUCAACAACGUCUUCACCUCCCUCUUCUCCCUCGAGUGUCUCCUCAAGAUCAUGGCCUUCGGCGUCCUGAAUUACUUCCGCGACGCCUGGAACAUCUUCGACUUCGUCACGGUGCUGGGCAGCAUCACCGACAUCCUGGUGACGGAAUUCGGGAACAACUUCAUCAACCUGAGCUUCCUGCGGCUGUUCCGCGCCGCGCGCCUCAUCAAGCUCCUGCGCCAGGGCUACACCAUCCGCAUCCUGCUCUGGACCUUCGUGCAGUCCUUCAAGGCCCUGCCCUACGUGUGCCUGCUCAUCGCCAUGCUCUUCUUCAUCUACGCCAUCAUCGGGAUGCAGGUGUUCGGGAACAUCGGCAUCGAGGAGGAGGAUGAUGAAUCGGCCAUCACCCAGCACAACAACUUCCGCACCUUCUUCCAGGCGCUGAUGCUGCUCUUCAGGAGCGCCACCGGGGAGGCGUGGCACGAGAUCAUGCUGUCGUGCCUCAGCGGGAAGCCGUGUGACGAGAACUCGGGCAUCAAGGAGGACGAGUGCGGCAACGAGUUCGCCUACUUCUACUUCGUGUCCUUCAUCUUCCUCUGCUCCUUCCUGAUGCUGAACCUGUUCGUGGCCGUGAUCAUGGACAACUUCGAGUACCUGACCCGCGACUCCUCCAUCCUGGGCCCGCACCACCUGGACGAGUACGUGCGGGUGUGGGCCGAGUACGACCCGGCCGCAUGGGGCCGCCUGACCCUCGCCGACAUGUACGAAAUGCUGCGGCACAUGUCGCCGCCGCUGGGGCUGGGCACCAGCUGCCCCCCCCGCGUGGCCUAUAAGCGGCUGCUCCGCAUGGACCUGCCCGUGGCCGAUGACAACACGGUGCACUUCAACUCCACCCUGAUGGCCCUGAUCCGAACGGCCCUGGACAUCAAGAUCGCCAAAGGCGGGGCCGACAAGCAGCAGAUGGACGCGGAGCUGCGCAAGGAGAUGAUCGCCAUCUGGCCCAACCUGUCCCCCAAGAACCUGGACCUGCUCGUCACCCCGCACAAGUCCACGGACCUGACGGUGGGGAAGAUCUACGCGGCCAUGAUGAUCAUGGAGUACUACAGGCAGAGCAAGGCCAAGAAGCUGCAGGCCAUGCGCGAGGAGCAGAACCGGACCCCGCUGAUGUUCCAGCGCAUGGAGCCGCCCUCCCCCACCCAGGAGGGACCCCCGGGACCGGACACAGCGCCCGCGGCGGAGCCGGCCGCACGGGACAGCGGGGACCUGAAGGAGAGCCACUCGUGGGUGACGCAGCGCGCCCAGGAGAUGUUCCAGAGGACGGGCACUUGGAGCCCCGAGCGGGGCCACCCCGACGAUGUCCCCAACAGCCGCCCCAACUCCCAGCUGGUGGAGAUGCGGGAGAUGCCCAAGGAGCCCUCGGACGGUGACUACGUGCCCAUGGAGGGGCACGGCCGCGCCGCCUCCAUGCCCCGCCUGCCCGCCGACCCCCAGCGGAGGAAGGUGCGACCCCGAGGCAAUAACCUCAGUACCAUCGCGGACUCGAGCCCCAUGAAGCGCUCGGCCUCGCUGCUCGGCCGAGCCCGCGGCGUCCGCCUGGACGAUUUCAGCCUGGAGCGCGUCCCCGAGGACGGGCAGCGCCACCACCACCACCACCACCCCCCCCUCCGCCGGGGCCACCGCGGCCACCGCGCCUCCGAGCGCUCCCUCAGCCGCUACACGGACGGCGACACAGGGUUGGGCACGGACCUGAGCCUCACCACGCAAUCGGGGGGCGACGCCCCCCCCCCAAAAGAGCGGGACCCCGAGCGGGGCCGCCCCAAGGACCGGCGGCACCGGCACCACCACCACCACCACCACCACCACCACCACCACGGGGGGGGCGCGGCCGAGCAGCAGCACCGGGAGCGCUGCGCGCCCCCCCCCGCCGCCGCCGCCCCCCCCCAGGAGUACGGGCGGCCCCGGUCCCGCGACCGCCGCUGGUCCCGCUCGCCCAGCGAGGGCCGGGGGGAGCACGCGGGACCCCCCCGCCAGGGCAGCAGCUCGGUCAGCGGCAGCCCGGUGCUCUCCACGUCCGGGACCAGCACCCCGCGCCGCACCCGCCGCCAGCUCCCGCCGACCCCCGCCACUCCUCGGCCCCACGUCUCGUACUCGCCCGCCGCCCGCCGCCCCGCCCGCCGCGCCGCCCCCGCCCCGCCGAUGCCGCCGGACGGACGCGCCCCCCGCGCCCCCCGCGCCACCGGGACCCCCGGUGGGGGCGGCCCGUCCCCGCCGCGGCCCGGGCGGCGGCUGCCCAACGGGUACUACCCGGGCCACGGCGGCACCGGGAAAGGGCGGCCCGGUCUGCGCGACCCCUACAGCGAGACGGACGAUGAUUGCUGCUAG